Molecule: messenger RNA, 735 nt
Organism: Salvelinus sp. IW2-2015
Lineage: Eukaryota; Metazoa; Chordata; Actinopteri; Salmoniformes; Salmonidae
Exons: 2
Coding region: 1-735 (244 amino acids)
Source: RefSeq, a predicted model, not a curated record
AUGACUCAGAAGACACCCCCUCCCCUACAGGAAGAUCCCAGGAAGACACCCCUUCCCCCAAGGAAGACCCAAAAGACACCACCUCCCCUGCAGGAAGACCCAGAAAGACACCACCUCCCCUGCAGGAAGACCCCAGGAAGACACCCCUCCCUAGGAAGACACCCCCUCCCCGCAGGAAGACCCCAGGAGGACACCCUCCCCUGCAGGAAGACCCCAGGAAGACACCCCCUCCCCCACAGGAAGAUCCCAGGAAGACACCCUCCCCCGCAGGAGACCCCAGGAAGACACCCCCUCCCCCGCAGGAAGGCCCAGGAAGACACCCCCUCCCCCGCAGGAAGACACCCCUUCCCCCGCAGGAAGACCCCAGGAAGACACCCCCUCCCCCCCAGAAAGACACCCCCGCCCCCCCAGGAAGACACCCCCUCCCCCGCAGGAAGACCCCAGGAAGACACCCCCUCCCCCCAGAAAGACACCCCGCCCCCCCAGGAAGACACCCCUACCCCGCAGAAGACACCGCCUCCCAUACAGGAAGACCCCAGAAAGACACCCCCUCCCCUACAGGAAGACCCCAGGAAACACCCGCCUCCCCUACAGGAAGACCCCAGAAAGACACCCCCUGCCCUACAGGAAGAACACACCAAGCUGCCUAACUACAGAAACAGGAGAUGGACUAGUGUCCUGUCCAGGAACCGGAUGUUCAACACAGGAAACUCCUGCCAGCCAGAACACAGAUAG